Cylicostephanus goldi is the source of this 318-nucleotide messenger RNA. The record is from the annotation of a GenBank genome assembly. NCBI's taxonomy places the organism in Eukaryota, Metazoa, Nematoda, Chromadorea, Rhabditida, Strongylidae.
AUGCAUCCGAAGCUUGUUGAAGAGGCUAGUAUGGUGUCUGAGGAAUUGGUGCGAUGUGCUAUUCUAUGGCACGAACAAUGGCAUGAUGCAUUGGAUGAAGCUAGCAGACAGUACUUCCAAGAGAAGAACACUGUAGCCAUGAUGGAGACGUUGGAGCCAGUUCACAAAAUGAUCGAGAAGGGACCUACUACGCUGAAGGAGCAGUCGUUCAAUCAAACAUACUAUUGCGAACUUUCCGAUGCUUACAAAUUCUGUCAAGCAUUCAAACGUACUGAGAAUGUGAAAGAACUCACGCAAGCAUGGGAGAUCUAUUGCCAA